AUGGAUUCUCCUUCCGCACCUCAAUAUCCUGUCUAUCCACGAUAUUCACGGGCUCCGUCUCGCGCUCCGUCUCGCGCUGGUACCGCAUCAGCGCGCCCAUACUCUGCAAUGUCUAAUGCGACUUCCACCGCUGCUACCCGAGUGAUCUGUGCCAUUACCCAGGGACGCGGUGUUGCAGCGACUGUCGGCAUGUGCUUUUUCUCGAUCGACACAGGAGAGUGCAUUCUUUCUGAAAUCGUUGAUACCCAAACCUACGUGAGAACGGUCAAUAAGCUGGCUGUUUGUAUGCCUGUCGAGGUACUUGUUCCUUCUACGACCCUCGAGGCGCCUGCAGGGGGGAUGCUGGUGAAAGUCAUCCAAGAGAAUUUUCCAAAUUUGAAAGUCACCGGAGUCUCACGCAAUUUCUACAACGAAGCAGAAGGCAAGAGAUAUAUCCAGGAGCUGUCGUUUAAGGACGAUCUGGAUAGUAUAAGCAUGCUAGUCAUGUCCAAGUUUUACGCUGUUUGUGCCGCUGCUGCUGUUAUCAAGUACAUCGAUACUAGCCUAAACUUGAGAUUCGCUCUACACAGCUUACGAGUGAGAUAUGAAAGUAGCGAAGGCAGCAUGCUUAUUGACUACGACACCGUUCGCGCUUUGGAACUUACGCAGAACUUGGUUGAUCCGAAAUCCAAGUACUCAUUACUGGGAGUACUGGAUAAUACGAGCACCCCGAUGGGUGGUCGACUUUUGCGCUCACAAAUUCUGCAGCCGCUAACAGAUAAGCAGACGAUCGAGAGACGGUAUUCCGCUGUCGAGGAACUGACGGCGAAUGAAGAGUUAUUUUUUGGCUGUAAAUCUGCCUUGAAGUCGUUCCAAGAUCUUGAUAGGCUUUUGACCUCUCUGAUAUCGAUUCCGACAAAGCCAUCAAUCAAAUUUUCAGAGCAGCGGAUUAAUUCGAUUAUCCUAUUAAAGCAGUCAGUGAAUCUGAUUAGCGAGGCAUACGAGGCCACAGCGUCAGCUCGCUCGAACCUUCUCAUUUCUGUUCGUGAGCUAUGUAGACAUCCAAGCUUGUCGGCGGUCAAGGCUCUAAUCGAUGCCAGUAUCAACGAAGACUGCGUUUGGGCAAAGACACCGGUUGAAUCGCGCAAUCAGAGAUGCUACGCGGUCAAGAAGGGGAAAAACGGGUUUCUGGAUGUGGCUAGACAGACGUAUAAAGAAGCUACGGAGGAUGUCAUGGAGGUGAUUGCACAGCUAAAGGAAGAGUAUGACUUGCAGCAACUUGAGGUCAAGUAUGAGAUUGCAAGAGGAUACUACGUCCGAGUACCUAUCGACACACUUCGAGGUGAGGACGGCGAAGGUCCAGUAUCUCUUCCAGAGGUCUUCAUCAACCGAAUGACAAAGCGCGACCACAUCGAAUGCAGCACGCUCGAGCUUCUCAAAUUGAAUGGCAAAUUACGAGAUGCUUUGGCAGAGAUCAUAUUGAUGUCUGAGCAAACGGUGGAACAACUGAUCGAAGAGGUGCGGUCUCAUAUCCCGGCGUUAUAUAAGGCAUGCGAGGGAAUUGCGAUGCUGGAUGCGAUGGUGUCAUUUGCGCACGUCGCGGUCUCAAGCGAGAAGGGAUAUGUGAGGCCGAUUCUGAUGGAGCGUACGAAGCAGCUGCCACGGCUGUUUGAGAAUCCAGAGAACAAAGAAGAUGAAGACGAAGCGGUUUUGGCUAUAAAGAAUUCACGUCAUCCGAUCAAAGAGAUUGUGCUUGCUAAGAAGGGAAGCCAGUUUGUCGAGAACGACGUGUAUGCCAGUCCGGCGACAUCGAGAUUUCAGAUUAUCACGGGAACUAACAUGUCGGGGAAAUCGACGUAUAUUCGCCAGGUAGCACUGCUGUGUAUUAUGGCGCAGGUAGGAAGUUUCGUGCCGGCAGAUCAUGCGCAAUUUCCAAUCCUGGAAGGCAUUUUUGCCAGGAUUUCAGCGGGCGAGGACGCCGAAAUCACAGCCACGCAGUCGUUAGUGUCGACAGGCGGCGAGGAAGGCGGCGGGUCAGUGACGGGGACAUCUACUUUUGCGACAGAUAUGGCAGGAGCGGCGUUCAUUCUGGCGAAUGCAAAGCCACGGACGUUAGUGCUGAUUGAUGAGAUGGGGAGAGGGUCUUCUGUUCGAGAUGGACUUGCGAUCACGACUGCGAUUGCGGAGAGUUUGGUUGAUACGGGGGCUACUGUGCUGUUUGCGACGCAUUUUCUGGAAAUCGCGAGGGUGCUGAGUGGACGGGGCGGGGUAGCUGAGCUGCAUAUGCGGGUCGAUGUGGAGGACUCUGCGGCAGCGGCAGGUAAUGAGGAAAAUACAGGAUCGACCAAGCUGCGGAUGAGGUACAAGAUAAGUAACGGGGUCGUAUCGCCUACGAUGCACUACGGACUGCGAUUGACGAGGGUACUCCCGUUUCCCAAAGAUAUGCUUGAUCGAGCAGAAGAGAUAUCAAACUACCUUGACGCGAGAGAAACAAAAUCCCGCGCGAAGACAGGUUUGAAGACACAGAUUGUGCAGCGACGGCGGACGAUUCUGGACUUGUUGACGAGUUUGAAGGGAGUUUGGCAGUACUGCGAGGAGACGCUGGGUAAGGCGGGGGAGGCGACGGAGGUGGAGGAGAGGAAUGCAGAUGUGGUGCUUGGGAGGUGGCUUGAUGAGUUGCAGCAGAAGUUUGUUGUGAAGAUGAUGGAGGCGGGAGAGGAGUGAUAUCUGGUUGCUGGUUGCUGAUUGCUGUUGUGUUUGCGUAUUUGCUGGUUGCUAAUGAGAGUAGUUGCGAGGGAUGCAGAUGAGCUUUAAAUACAAAAGAAAAGACUACAAGUAAGCCGCCUAUUGCAUGAUCUAUUGAACACAGUUGAGGACAGGGAAGAGGUCCGGGAGUUGACAGGGAGGAUAGUCUUUAAUCUGAGUUGCCAUUUUGUGUUUUGUUUCCUACAAGCGAGCUGACAGGCAAAAGCCACGGAAGUUGCCGCGAUGAGGCG
This is a messenger RNA of Myxozyma melibiosi, 2975 nucleotides long. RefSeq names its product DNA mismatch repair protein Msh4. Gene Ontology annotation, molecular function: mismatched DNA binding; ATP-dependent DNA damage sensor activity; ATP binding. The transcript has 7 exons. Gene Ontology annotation, cellular component: nucleus. The record is from RefSeq and is a predicted model, not a curated record. The coding region runs from base 1 to 2703 and encodes 900 amino acids. Lineage: Eukaryota; Fungi; Ascomycota; Lipomycetes; Lipomycetales; Lipomycetaceae. Gene Ontology annotation, biological process: reciprocal meiotic recombination; mismatch repair.